Bipolaris victoriae FI3 is the source of this 552-nucleotide messenger RNA. RefSeq lists its product as hypothetical. The transcript is spliced from 4 exons. Bases 1 to 552 code for a protein of 183 amino acids. Lineage: Eukaryota; Fungi; Ascomycota; Dothideomycetes; Pleosporales; Pleosporaceae. The record is from RefSeq and is a predicted model, not a curated record.
AUGAUGAAAAUAUGGUCUAUGAAGAAACAGCAGCAGCAAGACGAGGCUGCGGCUGCUGCGUCAAGCAAGAAGAAAAAGGUGACUCCGGCCCAACUGCGCACACAAAAAGAUCUCGAAGAGUUGUCCCUCGGCACGACAAUGAAGACGCACUUCCCCAACCCAGACGAUAUCCUCAACUUCGAACUCACAAUUGACCCCGACGAGGGUAUGUACAAGGGCGGCCGCUUCAAAUUUGACUUCAAGAUCAACCAGAAUUUCCCACACGACCCGCCAAAAGUCAAGUGCACACAAAAGAUCUACCACCCUAACAUUGACCUUGAGGGCAACGUCUGCCUGAACAUUCUACGAGAAGACUGGAAACCCGUGUUGAACCUGAAUGCGGUUGUUGUUGGGUUGCAGUUUCUCUUCCUCGAACCAAACGCUUCAGAUCCGUUGAAUAAGGAGGCUGCAGAAGACCUCAAGGCGAACCGAGAAGGCUUCAAGCGUAACGUGCGCGCGUCGCUGGGUGGUGGCACAGUCAAGGGACAGAGUUUCGACCGCGUACUCAAAUGA